Messenger RNA from Rattus rattus (black rat), 1206 nucleotides. It is a transcript of the gene C18H10orf105, whose product is annotated as chromosome 18 C10orf105 homolog. The transcript has 2 exons. The coding region runs from base 104 to 490 and encodes 128 amino acids. NCBI's taxonomy places the organism in Eukaryota, Metazoa, Chordata, Mammalia, Rodentia, Muridae. The record is from RefSeq and is a predicted model, not a curated record.
AGGCUCUACAGCAUAACAUAGGGAGGGUCACAGACCACUCGCUUGGAUCUCCUGGGACAGCUGAGAGACCUGACCACUGAGGAUACAGACCUCCGAGGGCACCAUGAACACAGAGGGCUCCAGCCUCCCCAUCUCUCCAACAUUCCUUACGACUCCUGCCACUUCUGGGACUUACUCCCAGGCUGCCGACCCUGUACCGAUUCUCCUUGCCCUGGCCUGCAUUUUUCUACUACUGGCCUCUUGCCUGCUGUUCAUGAUGCUGUGCAAGCCAACUGCCCUGGACCCCGGCCGCCAAGGGGCCCGGGAAUGCAUGCCACAUCACCCAGUGAGCCCCAGUGAGCCCAGACUCCGGCUCUGGAAGCGCCUGGGCUCGCUGAGACGCUCUCUGCACAGCUUCCGACGAGGCAGGCCUACUAUCCAGCAGUGUCCUCUGCCAGGCCUUGAGGAUCACCGAGGUGACUGUGACUGGACUGAAGCCACCAAGAUGUGACAUGGUGCCCAUCCACACACAGGCUCACCCAAGACUAUCCUGCCUCUGAUGGACCCUGGCACCACAGGCCACAGGGCAGUGGUACGGACACUCUGAACUCCUCUGGACUCCUCCUCCUGAGGCACCCUAGUAUUUCCCUUUGUGUCUCCCAGGAGACUCUGAAGGCCCCUGCUUCUGCUUGUUAACAGACCUUUGGAUCAAAAGAUGAAUACCCAAAGGUCUCUACACAUGUGCUCUGGGGCUCUGAGGUAUAACUUAAGGGCACCGGAGCACCCAUUUUGGAAGCUAGGUAUCUACUAAUCCUAGGAAUAGCACCCUUUGGCCCGCCAGAAGCCUUGUUUAUUUUCUGAAGGUCCAGCUUAAACCAGCUGCUGAAACAUCCAGAUAACUCAACUAAGAGGGAUGUUGGCAUCCCUGCAUCUGGGCUAGCCAGGGAAAGGGACCCAGGCAUUUCUUCUUGACCUUUCUGUCCGUGCUUGUGGGUCUUGUUCAUUGCCAGCUAGGGCACUGGUAAGGGUCAAAUCAUGAGCACCCUUUAGUGGCACCUGUCAGGACAGCUUGGGAAGACCUGAGGAUGGAUCGAGAUGCUUCCUGUACGCUGAGUGUGGAAGUUCACACUUGUAAUCCCAGCAUGCAACGGGCCGAGGUAGGAGGAUUGUCUGAGGCAGCCUGAGCUGAGCAUGGAAUCACAAUUCAAAUAAAAUCACAAUAAAUCA